Molecule: messenger RNA, 1482 nt
Organism: Photinus pyralis (common eastern firefly)
Lineage: Eukaryota; Metazoa; Arthropoda; Insecta; Coleoptera; Lampyridae
Product: dynein regulatory complex subunit 4-like
Exons: 10
Coding region: 46-1467 (473 amino acids)
Biological process (GO): cell motility
Cellular component (GO): microtubule; Golgi apparatus; motile cilium
Molecular function (GO): small GTPase binding; microtubule binding
Source: RefSeq, a predicted model, not a curated record
UUGACACUGAAUGUGAGUGUGACAUUAGCAUCAUUGGUUUUAAAAAUGCCACCAAAGAAAAAGCAGGGAGUAGUAAUCGAUGGAGUGGACACGACCUCCAUGACUAGAGAGCAAAUCGAGGUAUUUGCUCUUAAUAUAAAGGAACAAAAUGAACGAGAACGAGAACAACGGAAUUUCUUCCAAUUGGAACGAGAUAAAAUACGUACAUUUUGGGAAAUUACAAGAAAUGAAUUGGAAGAGUCCAGGGCAAAACUGAGAAAUAAAGAUCGCCAAAUUGAGGAGGCGGCGGAAAAGAAUUACGAAGAGCUGCGAUUUUACAAGCAGAAAGUGAAGCAUCAUCAGUAUGAACAUCAGAAUGAUCUCACGCAAUGCAAGACUGAUGCUGUUACUUCCUUGAAAAAAGCAACCGACGAUCACGCGCAGCAAGAAUGGGAGAUUUUGAAAGAUAAGAGGGAUUUGAAAAUUUCAAAUAGACAGCAGGAGGUGGCAAGCCAAGAGCAGUUGAGAGCGUUUCAAAUUGAGCACAGCAGGCUAGUAGAUGAAGCGCGAAAGGAUUUUGAAAACAAAGCCAGAGAAACUGAAUUAAAAUACGAGAAGAAAUUUAAUUUGCUUAAACACGAAUUGGAUACCAAACACAAAAUGGAGAUGGCCGAAGUUGACGAGAGAAAAAAUAAGCAAAUAUCCGAAUUGAAGGACUACCACGAGAAAUCCUUCAUAGAAAUGAAGAACUACUACAACGAUAUUACGUUAAACAACUUGGCACUGAUAAGCAGCUUGAAGGAACAAAUGGAAGGGAUGCAAAAACAAAAUGAAAGGAUGACUAAACAGGUCGCAGACUUAACGAGCGAAAAUUCUAAGUUAGCAGGACCUUUAAGGGUAGCCUUAUCGGAUUUGGCGCAGUAUAAAAGAGAAAUGCAAAAUUACGAAAAGGAUAAGAUAUCUUUAGCGAACACGAAAGCGAAAUUAUUCGAGACCAAAAAGGAGUUGGACAAUUUAGUAUGGACGAACACUGCUCUUGAGCUACGUUUCGAAAAGCUGCAAGCGGAGCGUGACACACUGGAAAGCCGAUUUGUAAAGGCAAUUCUUGAAGUUCAGCAAAAAACUUCUUUAAAGAACGAAUUGCUACACAGGAGAGUGCAGACGCUACACCACGAGGCGGAAGUAAAGGAAGCGGCCAUAGGUUUGUUAAGCACAGCCGCCAAAGAGACGCCAAAAAUACAGUAUCAAAGCUUGGAGAAAUUGUUAGUCGACAAGAAUUCAAAAAUUAAAGAUUUGGAGUACGAGCUGGCGAUGGUAUGCAAAGCACACGAUGACAUGCUCGAAACGUACGAAGAGAAACUUAUCGAGUACGGAAUUCCAAAAAAAGAAUUAGGCUUCAAACCAAUGAGAUUUUUGCCUAAAGGUCAGAGUGGAUUGGCAAGGGGCCCCGCAGGACUUGUUACAAAGAAUAAUAGACGUCCGCAAUAAAUGUGUUCUUAUGUG